Messenger RNA from Melampsora larici-populina 98AG31, 816 nucleotides. RefSeq lists its product as uncharacterized. NCBI's taxonomy places the organism in Eukaryota, Fungi, Basidiomycota, Pucciniomycetes, Pucciniales, Melampsoraceae. Gene Ontology annotation, molecular function: chromatin binding; ubiquitin-protein transferase activity. The record is from RefSeq and is a predicted model, not a curated record. The annotation marks the transcript as partial. The transcript has 5 exons. Gene Ontology annotation, biological process: histone catabolic process. Gene Ontology annotation, cellular component: Lid2 complex.
GACCACGUAUAUUUAUCCGCUCCGUGGAAUACGUCAGAUGGCGCCCCCUGGUUGAUCGGCAGGAUCAUGGAAUUCAUUCGUGAACCAAGUCAAUCCACAAGAAAGAGUUCUCUUAAACUCCCCCCAAUCGUUCAAGUCAAACUCGGCCACUUCCACCGCCAGAGAGACAUAGUGACUCGUCACAUAAUUGAUUGUCGGCUCCUGGCAGCCUCGAUGACAUAUGAUGUGUUUUCAAUCAGUCGAUUGCGAGGCAAAUGUCGAGUUGACUACAAGCCACUGGGAGAGGACCUUGAAGAGUUAAAGAACAGUCCCGACUGUUUUUAUUUCCAUCAGGUCUAUGGAAGAUACACUCACCGCCAUUACGAUGUUAUUCCCACAGAGAAUGUCAAAAACGCCCCACCCGAAGUUGUUCAAUACCUGCGAAACAACUAUAGCUAUAUUUUCGCAGAGGGUGGCAUGGGACCCCAACUUGGCGACGAGAGAAGAGGAUGCGUAACCUGCCAGAAUUGGGCCACUGGGGCCGACUCUGUAACAUGCGCGCUCUGCAGUCGAGCGUAUCAUUUCGCCUGUCUGAAUCCACCCUUGACGCGCAAGCCAGAACGAGGCUAUACGUGGGCUUGUGCCCCUUGCUCCAAGCAACGACAGGAUCAAAUCGAGGAUAGCUUGUCUAAAGGACUUGACGCGACACCCUCGUCAGUCUCAGGGUCAGGUCGCACUUUGCGCGACAAGGGGAAGAAGAAAGAAAGUGAGCCCACAUCAUCUAACCUGUCUUGCCUAUUUCACUAUCAGGCUUUUCAACUGAUGAGUAAACUAUGA